UUCUGUACAGGUUAGAUUUAACGAUGACUUUUUCGUUCAGUUUUUCAGAGGCUUUCUUGCAUGGGUUUUUUUUAUGUAAACAAAUAUCAUAUGAUUGUGACAUUUCAAAUUGUUCAAAAGUGCCGCGAGUUCAAUUAUAUUUCUCUUUGCACCUUUCCAAAAUGUUUGUGCCUCUUGCAAUAAAUACGGUGCUCUCCGUGAUUGCACUUGUUGUAACAAAUCGCCUAAUACCCAGACUCAAGGAUAUGUUUAUACAAGCAAACGUCUUUGGGAUAGACAUGAGUAAAAAGGAAAAAAUCAAAAUCCCGGAAUCUAUGGGUGUUGUUACAGCAUCAAUGUUCCUUGUGGUGUCAUUCCUUUUCAUCCCAGUUCCUUUCAUGGAACCAAUUCUGGGGACAUCAAAGGCAGCCCAUUUUCCGCACAAUGAAUUUGUUGAGCUCAUUUCGGCACUCUUGUCGAUCUGCUGCAUGAUUCUUCUUGGCUUUGCGGAUGAUGUUCUAGAUCUAAGGUGGAGGAUAAAGCUUCUUCUACCCACAUUUGCAUCCCUGCCCCUUCUUAUGGUAUAUUAUGUCAAUUUCAAUUCAACCACCGUCAUUAUGCCCAACAUUGUGCGUCCCUUUGUUGGGGACUCCCUGGACAUUGGAUUUCUAUAUUACAUCUACAUGGGAAUGCUAGCUGUCUUCUGCACCAAUGCUAUCAAUAUUCUGGCAGGAAUAAAUGGCCUCGAAGUUGGGCAAUCACUCAUCAUUGCAGUCUCAAUUGUAAUAUUCAAUUGCUUGGAGAUAUUCAUGGGAAGAUCAGAUAAGGGACAUUCAUUUUCUCUCUUCAUGCUCCUACCCUACAUUGGUACAACAUACGCUCUCUGGCUGCACAAUAAAUAUCCAUCGAAAGUCUUCGUAGGCGACACAUUUUGCUACUUUUCCGGAAUGACGUUUGCAGUUGUGGGCAUUUUGGGGCACUUCAGUAAAACCGUCUUGCUGUUCUUCAUCCCCCAAGUCAUCAAUUUCCUAUAUUCCGUACCACAGCUUUUUCACUUUAUCCCAUGCCCACGACAUCGUCUACCAAAGUACAAUUCUACAACGGAUAAAUUGGACGUGAGUGAGACACAAUUCUGCUACAACCAACUCCAUCCAUUCGGGAAGGUAGCUGUGAACAUUUUCAAGCAUUUGCGAUUGAUAAAGUGGGAGGUGGCAAAUGAUGGUGUUGUGCGUACCAAUAAUUUUACCCUGAUUAAUUUUGUCAUCCUUAAAUGUGGACCAAUGCGUGAAGAUCGUGUGACGUGGAUUCUCAUGGGUUUUCAAGUUGUUUGCACAUGUGUGGCCUUUAUGAUACGCUACCCCCUUGCGGGGUAUUUCUACAAAUACUGACUUUCUAGGCAGCGAGUUUAUUUCAAUUUAGAAAAAAAAAUAAAAUACAGAGCCAAAGAUUUGUAGAUCUGAAUCUUUUUUUUAUACUUUAUUUUAUUAUUUUUAAUAAUGUAGUUUAUUAGCGCAGAGAAGGAGUUGAAAAUGCAUACUCACUGUGCCGAAUAAUGAAAAAAUCACUAUCUUUUUUUUUAACUUUACUGCAAAUCUUCUCCUAUGGUGAAUUCAUAUUGGAUUUUCUUCAAUUUUGCAAUAAGAUCUUCAACACUCAAUUCGCCAUGAACCUUGUUAUCACGUGUACGAAUAUUAACUGUGUUGGAAGUCUUCUCCUUUUCUCCAACAACGAGAAUAAAGUUGAAUUGCGCCAAUUGAGCA
Lutzomyia longipalpis is the source of this 1739-nucleotide messenger RNA. RefSeq names its product UDP-N-acetylglucosamine--dolichyl-phosphate N-acetylglucosaminephosphotransferase (gene Alg7). The coding region runs from base 24 to 1367 and encodes 447 amino acids. The transcript has 3 exons. The record is from RefSeq and is a predicted model, not a curated record. Gene Ontology annotation, molecular function: UDP-N-acetylglucosamine-dolichyl-phosphate N-acetylglucosaminephosphotransferase activity. Gene Ontology annotation, cellular component: membrane. Gene Ontology annotation, biological process: dolichol-linked oligosaccharide biosynthetic process; protein N-linked glycosylation. Lineage: Eukaryota; Metazoa; Arthropoda; Insecta; Diptera; Psychodidae.